AUGCGCGUCGCCGCCGGCAAGAUCGCCGAGGAUCUGAUCGCGCUGUUCGGUCUGAUGCCGAGUCGCUACGUCUGCUCGCCGAUGAGACGGAGCAUCAACGCGAAUCUCGAGCUGGCCGAGGUGAACAACGACAGCAACGAGAACAGGCGAUAUCCGCCCGUCGAAGAUUGCUUCGCGGUCGCCAAACCGCACACUGUUCUCUGCGCCAGCAGAAAGUGCCAAGACCCUUUGGAGAAACUCACCGAUAUCUCGCCCGAGAAGGACAACGUCGAGCACGCCGCGUCCUGCAGCAGUCGGGCGGACGACAUCAUCGAGGAGAACAUCCACGAUCUCACGAAAAUGCUCGACCCGAAGUACAUUAUCGAUCGGACCCACGUGAUCGACUCCAACCACAACAUCGACAAGAUUCGAAACUUGAAAUACCUGCUGGACCCGACCUUCAACAAGAUCAGGCAUCUUCGGCGACUGAAUCAUAAGCGGAUAAACAGCAAGAACUUUCCGCUGAUCUCCGAGCCAAAGUUUAUAUCCUAUCAGAACUUGAAGAGCGACGGACCGCACAGCAGUCGCAGAUUUUUCCAACUGAACGCGCUAUCAGACCCGAUGUUGAGCACCGACACACCCGGAGUGGAGACGAAGGACUUCGACGAGGCGAUGUGCCGUGGCAACGGUCAGAGACGAAAUUCGAAUCUGUCGUCCAUGUCGGAUUCCAAUCUCAAAUCCGCCACGACGCACACUUGCGACGCAAACAUAAAGCCAUUCCCGACGAGCGGAAGCGGCGACGAGGAUCACGGCUACUCCGUCCAGAAUCUCAAUCACGGAUUCGAGGGCGCGUUAGCCAGGCACGCGAUAAUGCUCUACAGGCAGAUCGAGGAGCAGCGAAGAGCCAGCAAAACCACCUCGCCGCAUCCGCGACCGAAGUUCCGCGGCUUCGGGCGCGUGAGUCCGAACUUGAAGCUCAAGCUGAAGACCAGUCCGGCGUCUUCUUCAUCGGCGCCCAACAGCGCCCUGCCGAGUUCCGAGGCGAGCACACCGAGGCGCAGCGCGUCGCCGAGCGUGCCGCACGUGACCAUCACGCCGAACAAGUUGGCGAAUCUCAUCAACUUGGAUCCACCGUCGUCGAGAGGCGCGUCCGCGCAUCACCGAGCGGACCUUACUGCCAGAAAUGUGAUGCAAACUCGCAAAAACCUGGACGUCCUGAGGCACUCCGAGUCGAUAAACACGAUCGAUCCGCACCGCGUAAUUCUACUCGAACCCUGCAACUUGAUGGACACCCUGAUGGUUCCGACGAUACACUCCGAACCUCCCAGUCCCAUUGAGCCUCUUCCCGCGGCCUCACUUCAGAACGAGGAGACUCAGAGUCUCGAGAUCCCGCGCGACGUCGCCAUCGACAUUGCGACGCAACGCGCGAAGUCACCUCUAGGUAAGAGAAGCAGCCCCGUGAGACACUCGGAUCCGGUGAUACCCACCGUGCUGCUGAACAUCGAAGACUAUAGCGAGCCGUCCGAACAACAGAAUGAUAAUAAUCAGAGCCACGAUCUUCCAUCCAGCAACACGCCGAUGUUGGAGCCGAUCGAUCUGUUCGAGGCGCUGCUGAAAAACUCGGACAAAGGUAGAGACGUAAGACUGCCCGAUCCAAUCUUCGCCGAACACGAUUCGACUAGAUUCAGUUCGAGGCGACCGUCCGACUCGAAGUGGUCGGAAUCGUCGAGAAGUCAGGAGAUUCUGUCGAGCGUGACGGAACGUGACCUAACAUUUCCGUCGUCCUAUUCGGUCAACGAUUUCCAAACGUGCAACAGCAGUAGUGAUCUCAACGACGUCACGUCCCUGGACCCGUUCAUGUGUCCGGACGCUUUGUCGUCGUCGCUGCGCGAGUCGUUCUUCAGCGCGCCGUCCGUACCCGACUCGGACAUUUUCACGUCCUUCGAAGAUAGCGACGGGGCCCCGGUCCUUACGCCCGACGUCUUCACGCCCGAUUCCGAACGCGACAACUCGUCGGCGUACAAUUCGAUGUCGACGGUGAAUCUCCGACGAUGCGUGAUCGAGGCGGCUUUGCAGAGCAGAUCGACGGAGUCGGUCCAUCGCGCCGGAUACCCGUCGACGCGAUCCUGCGCGAUCCUCCGACUCGAGCCGGAGGUGCACUCGAGCAAGCUGCGUGUUCGACACUGCGGGAAUUACAUCCUGAAGGACCCGCCGGUCAAAAGGAAUCCGCAACUUGCGCCCCUCGCCAUCCCCACGCCUACCGACAUUUGCACCCCGACGUUCGACGUCGUGUCGGAGAUCAAGAGCGACAACGGCGUCGGCGUCAGAGUGUGA
This is a messenger RNA of Pseudomyrmex gracilis, 2313 nucleotides long. RefSeq lists its product as uncharacterized. The transcript has a single exon. The coding region runs from base 1 to 2313 and encodes 770 amino acids. The record is from RefSeq and is a predicted model, not a curated record. NCBI's taxonomy places the organism in Eukaryota, Metazoa, Arthropoda, Insecta, Hymenoptera, Formicidae.